Anguilla rostrata (American eel) is the source of this 2533-nucleotide messenger RNA. It is a transcript of the gene rhbdl3, whose product is annotated as rhomboid, veinlet-like 3 (Drosophila). Gene Ontology annotation, molecular function: serine-type endopeptidase activity; calcium ion binding. The coding region runs from base 1176 to 2399 and encodes 407 amino acids. Lineage: Eukaryota; Metazoa; Chordata; Actinopteri; Anguilliformes; Anguillidae. The transcript has 9 exons. The record is from RefSeq and is a predicted model, not a curated record. Gene Ontology annotation, cellular component: membrane.
AAAAAGACACUUUGCAGGAGUGUCGUAGCAGCACCCAGAAAAAUCCUGCCGAGCUGUCUGGAUGCCGUCCAGUUAAUGGGAGCCAGUGUUCCAGAGAGCGGACGCUGCUGAGACACGGAGGAGGCGGGCAGACAGGCGAACUGCGUCGCGGUAAACAACAGCAAGGAGCAACAUACGUUCAAAAAAAAAAUAGAUUUAGCUGUACCAACCUCUAAACACUGUUUACUCUACUUGGAGGUUAUGCGUGCGCCGAAAAAAUGACUGUCACUCUGUGUUGCAGUGUAGGCUACUUGUUAUGCUAAUUACCCCCCAAUGACUGGGAAUACGCAAUUAUUUAUGAAGUAUUACGUAUGCUCUGCACUUAGUAGCCUGUACAGUUAGGCUAGUUAUUUUGGCUAGCGGCUCUGCAUUUGUCAGUCUUAGGGAAAGGAGACAUGGGAGACAAUUUGCCAGGAGCUGCUGUCGUCUUCGGCAGGUGAAUCGCGCUGUGGAUAGAGGCAACGUACCGCUGAAAGUAUCUGAAGGAUCUUCGUCAACGCCAGCACAGCACGAAAACUUGGAUUAUUGCCCUCUGUGUCGAAACGGAAAUAAUGUUGGAGAUAAACGCGGCGUUCGUGAAAUAGCCGAAAAACCGACGCAGGUGGGAAAUGACAUAAUAUUAAACUUGUUCGUUUCCUAUCAAUUCAGUUUCUGAUCUUGCACGCGGCACACGCAUUCGGCAGGAGAUGCGUAUUCGAUACGGAAUUGCUUUCUGGCAAGCAACUUUUGGACUUUUAUUCUGCCACUGUGCAUCGAUGAAGUGAGGAGUCAUCGAGAAUCUCCGCAACCGAUAAAGAAUCGGCUGAAAGAAAACUACGCAUUCAUUUCCGCGUCUGCGUAAUAGCUGAAUAUUUGCUUGGGAGAGAAUUUGCUUGGGAUUCACUCAGACUUGAUACAAGCGUCCGCUCACCAGUCAGCUGUUUGUUAUCAACUAGGUACACAAGUUGAAGUUCACAAUUUACUUGGACGGUAGCUCCAUUUACAAUGCCGCGCAGGGACCUCAGAGAUUGAACCGAGGCUGAAGUGUCCAGGGGAAAUAAAGGAGAAUGGCAUACCCAUUGAACAAUUGUGGUGCAAAAUUAUCCGAAAGGAUUUAACCUUAAAGCGACGCCGAGAGAGUGAGUGGCCGACCGAGGAUGUCAGACGGGGCGCGGGACGUGCAUAUACAUUCCUCUCCAGCAGUGGCAGCGAACGCAGAGGGAGAUGAGAUCGAGGUUUUGGAGAGUACGGAGGUCCUUCCCGUGGCCCCAGAGGACCAAUGGAAAUCUCUUUUCGACAAGUUUGACCCGGAGAGCUCAGGCUUCAUCAGCACCGAGCGCUUCCGGGACCUGCUGGCCGCCCACGGCUCCGAGCUGGACCCCCACAAGCUGGAGGUUCUGCUCGCCCUGGCCGACGGCAACGCCGACGGGAAGAUCUGCUACCAGGACUUCGUCAACCUGAUGAGCAACAAGCGCUCCAACAGCUUCCGGCGGGCCAUCCUGCAGGGGGGGCGGCAGCUGAAGGGGACGUCCCUGAGGGAGGAGGCGGGGCUGGGCCUGUCCCAGCGGCUGGUGCGGCACGUGGCCUAUGAAACGCUGCCCCGCGAGAUCGACCGCAAGUGGUACUUCGACAGCUACACCUGCUGCCCCCCGCCCUGGCUCAUCCUGGCCAUCACCAUCGCGGAGGUGGCAGUGUUCAUGUACUAUGGCCUGCAGCUGGACCGCUGGGUGCUGCAGGUGUCCCACCCCCGGUUCCUGAAGGGGCCGCUGCCGUACCACCCCCAGCUACGGGCGCAGGCCUGGCGGUACCUCACUUACGUCUUCAUGCACGCAGGGAUAGAACACCUCGGGCUCAACAUGGCCAUGCAGCUGCUGGUGGGGGUGCCCCUGGAGAUGGUCCACGGAGCCCUGAGGAUCGGCCUGGUGUACGUGUGCGGGGCCCUGGCAGGCUCCCUUGCCGUGUCCGUGGCUGACAUGACCGCGCCGGUGGUGGGGUCGUCGGGAGGGGUCUACGCCCUGGUCUCCGCCCACCUCGCCAACGUCGUCAUGAACUGGUCCGGGAUGAAGUGCCAGUUCAAGCUCUUCCGCAUGGCCAUGGCCCUGGUCUGCAUGAGCGUGGAGUUCGGGCGUGCCGUGUGGCUUCGGUACUACCCCCCGGCCUUCCCGCCCUGCCCCAACCCCAGCUUCGUGGCCCACCUUGGCGGGGUGGCGGUGGGCCUGACCCUCGGGGUGGUGGUCCUCCAGAACUACGAGCAGCGCCUGCAGGAGCAGUCUCUGUUCUGGAUCUUCUUCUCCGUCUACACCCUGUUCGUCCUCUGCGCCGUCUUCUGGAACGUGUUCGCCUACGGCCUGCUGGACGUGAAGCUACCUCCCACCCCUUGAGAGAAAGAGAGAGAGAGAGAGAGAGAGAGAUAGAACAUUUUUUUGGGUGGGGCGUGGGGUUGCGCCCCUGUGGAACCAUCCUGGCAUGCCUUCUCCCACCUAAGACAGCCAGGUACACUCCUGCUGACGGGGUG